Molecule: messenger RNA, 1026 nt
Organism: Micromonas commoda
Lineage: Eukaryota; Viridiplantae; Chlorophyta; Mamiellophyceae; Mamiellales; Mamiellaceae
Exons: 1
Coding region: 1-1026 (341 amino acids)
Molecular function (GO): N-carbamoylputrescine amidase activity; formamidase activity
Source: RefSeq, a predicted model, not a curated record
AUGAGCUCCGGUGGACUCGGAGGCCUCAACAAGUCCCCGAACGGCAUCGUCCUCGGCUGCGUCCAGCUCCAACUGCCGGUGGUCAAGACGAAGGAUGACUUGGCGAAGCAGACGAGCCGGAUUGUCGAGAUGGUCGGCAAGGCCCGGCGUAAUCUGGGGACGAUGGACCUGGUGAUCUUCCCGGAGUACUCACUGCACGGCCUGUCGAUGGACACAAACCCUGAGAUCAUGUGCAGGCUCGACGGACCGGAGGUGCAGGCCUUCAAGGCGGCGUGCGUUGAGCACAAGAUCUGGGGCUGCUUCUCGAUCAUGGAAUACAACCCGGACGGUAACCCGUACAACACCGGACUCGUCAUCGACGACACCGGUAAGAUCGUGCUGUACUACCGCAAACUCCAUCCCUGGAUCCCGGUGGAGCCGUGGGAGCCCGGCAACGUGGGCAUACCCGUGUGCAAUGGACCGAAGGGGUGCAAGCUCGCGCUCAUCAUCUGCCACGACGGCAUGUUCCCCGAGAUGGCCCGCGAAUGCGCGUACAAGGGCGCCGAGAUCAUGAUACGAACCGCCGGAUACACCGCGCCGAUUCGUAAUUCGUGGAGAUUCACGAACAAGGCGAACUCGUUCCAGAACCUGAUGGUCACGGCGAACGUUUGCAUGUGCGGGUCGGAUGGAGAUUUCGAUUCCAUGGGCGAGGGCAUGAUCGUCAACUUCGACGGCGAGGUCCUGAGCCACGGAUACAGCGGCAGACCGGACGAAAUCAUCACCGCGGAGGUUCGUCCCGACCUCGUGCGCGAGGCGAGGAUCCACUGGGGAGUGGAGAACAACAUAUACCAGUUUGGCCACCGCGGCUACGUCGCCGUCAAGGGCGGUGCCACCGACUGCCCCUACACGUUCAUGAAGGACCUCGUGGACGGCAAGUGGAACCUGCCGUGGGGCGAGGACGUGGUGCACAAAGACGGCACCGCGUUUGGGUUCGAUCCUCCCACCAGGGUGUACAAGGGCGAGGAGCCGACGCCGGAGAUGCCGUGA